AUGGAAUCGUUUUGGGAUCAAGUCGAAAUAACAGAGGAUCAAAUGAACACCUUCAGACGGCUCCAUGCCAUCAUCAAUAACCAAUAUUGUGAGCAGAGGGAAAAUCUCUCAAUCGAAGAGAUGCAAGAUUGGGACAAUUACUGCCUCAGUAAACUGAGCAACACGGACACGUUAUUCAAUACCAUACGGUUCUUAGCUACGCAAGACUUUGAAAAGUUUCGCUUUGUAUACUUCAUGAUUAGAGAGGUUUUGAAAGAGGUAGACAGGAAACAAAAGGAAAUCGAUGAAUUGCAGAAGGAAAACUUGGAGUUAAAAGCCAAAGUGUCCAUGAAGGAGCAAUUUGUACAACUUCUCUCCACCACAGCCACCAAUUGCACUUCUACAAGUCAAGAAAACACUGCAGCACCAAAGAUUGUGCUGUCUCCAUCUUCCGAACCUCCAUCUCUUAUCACCACAAGCGUCGAAUCUCCACAGAAUAUCCUCGUCUUAUCCAAUCCUUCGGUGUUUGUCACUUCUUCUGCCGCAGACAACACGUUACUCACUGCCGCAAAUGCAGCCAAUGCGAUCAAUCCCUCAAUUAAUACUUGUAGUGUUUCAACUUGUUCUGACUCCAACGUUUCGGAAGCUUCUCACACAAAUCCCGGUGAGGUGUCGAAUGAGAGCAAACCAACUGAGUUAAUGCCUGAUGUUUCGCUUUCACCCUCUGCAGACCAAUCGCCACCCGUACCUAAACCACAAAGGAGACUUUCCAUUAUCAUUUUAUAA
Messenger RNA from Naegleria fowleri, 765 nucleotides. RefSeq lists its product as uncharacterized. The record is from RefSeq and is a predicted model, not a curated record. Bases 1 to 765 code for a protein of 254 amino acids. NCBI's taxonomy places the organism in Eukaryota, Heterolobosea, Eutetramitea, Acrasida, Naegleriidae. The transcript has a single exon.